GGUCAUUAAAGCAGUGUAAAUAACACACUGAUCUCCUUCUAGGCUGUGCACCAGAGCCCAGAGGGGCUGAGAGAAUCAGCUAGCCAGCAUCUGCAGAUUCAGGCCCCUGGUGACCUCUGUUCCAUUUACUGCUCUGUUCUCAUUGCUGGUUACUUGGUUGGUUGGACAGUAGGAAGGUCAGCCAGUUGGUUAGUUUGGGGGUGUUUUGUGGGUUUGGUUUUUGUUUUUAGGAUUUGUUGACUUUAUUUAAUCUUAUCAUUUCAUGUGUAUGAUUGUUUUGCCUGCAUUUCUAUCUGUGUGCCAUGGUUGUGCCUGGUGCCCUCAGAGGCCAGAAGAGAGCACUGGAUCUCCUGGAACUGAGGUUACAGAUGGUUGUGAGUAUCCUGUGGGUGCUGGGAAUAAACCAGGACCUCUGCAAGAGCAGCCAGCGCUCUAACCAUGUGACAACUUUCUAUCUCCAUGGAGGCUUAAGUGUUGUGGUUGGCUGGUUAGUAGUUGGUUGAUCUGUUAGUUGGUCAGUAAUUUGGUUGUGUGGCCAUGCGUUUAUACACUAAACAUAACGCAUCUGCCCUGAGCUAACUGUGGGCUGGGAGAGGACUCUGUUAUAAAAUGUUUGAUAUACAAACAUGAGGACUGAAUUCAGUCCCUGAAAUACGCAUCGUGAGAAAGAACUGACUCCUCCAAGUUGCUCUCUGGCUACCAUGUCUGCAUGUAUGCAAAACCGGGGAGGAGGAGAGGGAGAGAGAGUGGGAGAAAGAGAAAAAGAAACAGACAUGGCUGCAGAAGCUUAUAAUCCCACCUCUGCGGAGAAAAAAACCAGGCUGGUUCCCUGACUUGCUGACCAGCUACCUGCUUGGGGAGCUCCAAGCUGGGGAAAGACCUCAUAUCAAAAACCAAAAUGGAGAAUACAGCCCCUGAGAAACAACACCCAACAGUGACAUCUAGCCUACACACACACAAUAUACACACAUAUACAUACACACAUGCAUACACACACAUACUCGCAUACACACAACAGAAACUUAAUAAGCAGGCUGAUAUUGUAUCUCCUCUAUCACUGGGAACACUUAGUCCAACCUGCAGACUCUCCGUCUCUCUUGAACCAUCCCAAAUAUUCCAUUUCCGGCUGUUAUUGAUUUUCAGAUCUUCUCUCUGACAACGGUAUGGAAAUGAGCCUCUCUUCACGGUUCCAGACAUGUCUUGAUCUACCUAUGUCAUCUUGGGCAAGGUCUCCCUACUUCGAAUCUUGACCUCUUCAAAAUCCCACGCAUGAUUCAGCCCCAGGGGUCUGGUGAGCUGUGUCCUCUGAUCUCCCACUGUGGAGCUGUCUUGUGCACUUUAGCUUAGUGACGGACUUCAGUUGUAAAUAUUGUUACGUUGUGCUUGCUUGAGAGGUACCGUGAUGGUAUCUUUCAGGUACCAGGGUGGAAUUCUCUGUGUUCUGUCACAAGUGGAUUCUAGGCAGGGGCUCCAUCCCUGAGCCACACACCCAGCCCCUAACUUGAGCUGAACCUGAAUUUAUUCAUAAAUUUUCAUCCCCUUCCUAGUGAGACUCCAGUGGGGGAGGGGGAGGGCCUCCACCGAACAGUUGCAGUAUGAUGUAAAAUUAUCCCACUGGGACCCUUUACCAAAUCACCUGCACUUCCCUAGACAGUGAUGCACUCUGGGAGGAUGGGGGCAUCAAAUGUGUCAACAACCUCAGAUUUUACACUCGUGGGGCUCUUCAGUCACACAGGACCUCAUCUCAUCCUCUUCUUCCUCGUGGCCACCAUGUUCACCACAGGACUGCUAGGCAACACCAUACUGAUUUUCCUGAUUGCCACAGACUCCAGACUCCACAUACCCAUGUACUUCCUGCUCAGCCAGCUCUCACUUCUGGAUAUUGGCUUCCCACUGGUCACCAUCCCCAAGAUGGUGGCUGACUUCCUGCAGGAAAGAAACGCCAUAACCUUCGGGGGAUGCGCCACCCAGAUGUUCUUCCUCAUGCUCAUGGGUGUCUCUGAGGGCGUCCUUCUUUCCUUCAUGUCUUAUGACCGCUACGUGGCUGUGUGCCACCCCCUGCAUUACCAGGUGCUCAUGCGAGGCCAGGUGUGUCUGGUGAUGGUGGGCGCAUCCUGGUUCUCAGGUGUGCUUGUGGCCUCCACCCUGACCUCCAUCACCCUGAGGUUCCCCUACUGUGCCUCACACACGGUGGAUCACUUCUUCUGUGAGCUUCCAGCUCUCCUCAAGCUGUCAUGCGCAGACACAUCCGCCUAUGAGUUGGCACUAUCCAUCUCCGGGGUGCUGAUCUUACUGUUGCCCCUGUCUCUCGUCUUUACCUCCUACGGCCAUGUUCUGGGGGCUGUGCUGCGCAUGCACUCAGCCGAAGCUAGACACAAGGCUUUCACCACAUGCUCGUCACACAUGGCUGUAGUGGGUCUCUUUUACGGGGCAGCCGUGUUCAUGUACAUGGUCCCGGGCAGCUACCACAGCCCACAACAGGACAACAUGGUAUCCCUCUUCUACAGCCUCAUCACACCCACCCUCAACCCCCUCAUCUACAGCCUGAGGAACAGAGAAGUCCGAAUGGCCUUCGUCAAGGCCAUGGGCAGAGCAGACUUCAGGGUGAAGCAGUGACGUUCUGGGGUGCUGGUUUUCCCAGGAGUCCUUCUGUAAGGCUGGAUACAUGCGUGGUUUACUGCAACUGGCCAGCUGCCUCCUCCACGGUGCACUUCUCCCUUCUGUGUGAAAACUAGAAGUUACACUCCAGCUCGGGGUGCAUGCCUGUCACCCCUGCAUUCCGUACAGGGGCGCCAAGGCAGUAAGGGUGCCUCAAGUUUCU
Alexandromys fortis (reed vole) is the source of this 2821-nucleotide messenger RNA. RefSeq names its product olfactory receptor 2Z1-like. The transcript has a single exon. The coding region runs from base 1657 to 2616 and encodes 319 amino acids. Gene Ontology annotation, molecular function: G protein-coupled receptor activity; olfactory receptor activity. The record is from RefSeq and is a predicted model, not a curated record. Gene Ontology annotation, cellular component: plasma membrane. Lineage: Eukaryota; Metazoa; Chordata; Mammalia; Rodentia; Cricetidae. Gene Ontology annotation, biological process: detection of chemical stimulus involved in sensory perception of smell; G protein-coupled receptor signaling pathway.